AUGGCUUCUGAGGAUUUUGAGACUGUUUAUGCUGUUCCAUUGUACUGCGACAGGUGCUGUGUAUCUGUGAAGAAUGAAUUGACUGUCUUGGCCGGGGUCUCAGAGGUUACAACUGAUAUUUCCAAUCAACUAGUGUCGGUGGUGGGCUCCGAAGCUCCUUCCAGUAUCAUCAAGGCCAUUCAAAAGCUAGGAAAAGACGCCAUUAUUCGAGGAACAGGAAAACCCAACUCUGCUGCUGUUUGUAUUUUAGAAUCGUUCAUCAAGAACAAUGACCAGAUUGUAAUUUCUCAUGAGCAUGAGCUUGACGAUAAAGACUCGAUCAAAGGACUAAUCAGAAUGGUAGCCACCUCUAGUGAUUCUGUGUUAUUGGAUGUUUCUUUGAGCAGACUCCCUAGGGGAACGUACUACUCCAGCAUCAGAGCCACUGGCAACAUAUCCAACGGUCCACUAUCAACAGGUGCAAUAUACAAGAGGUUGCCAUCGAUCUCAAUCAAAAACGACUUUGAAGAGUUCCAGGACUACUUCAAAAUACAUGGUGUGGGCAUCAUGGACUUGAUUGGCAGAAGCAUCUUGAUCACAGACAAAGAUACCAACGACUCCUCCAAGGUCGACCUUUCCAAUAAGACUAUCUACGGUGUCAUUGCCAGAAGCGCAGGUGUUUGGGAAAACAAUAAACAGGUCUGCAACUGCACUGGAAAGACUGUCUGGCAGGAAAGGAAGGAUGCUAUUCACAAAGGCCUCAAGAUCUAG
Messenger RNA from Ascoidea rubescens DSM 1968, 750 nucleotides. RefSeq names its product copper chaperone CCS1 (gene CCS1). Gene Ontology annotation, molecular function: metal ion binding. The record is from RefSeq and is a predicted model, not a curated record. Lineage: Eukaryota; Fungi; Ascomycota; Saccharomycetes; Ascoideales; Ascoideaceae. Bases 1 to 750 code for a protein of 249 amino acids. The transcript has a single exon. Gene Ontology annotation, biological process: superoxide metabolic process.